This is a messenger RNA of Scylla paramamosain (green mud crab), 3575 nucleotides long. It is a transcript of the gene Alr, whose product is annotated as FAD-linked sulfhydryl oxidase ALR-like. Gene Ontology annotation, cellular component: mitochondrion. Gene Ontology annotation, molecular function: flavin-dependent sulfhydryl oxidase activity; flavin adenine dinucleotide binding. The record is from RefSeq and is a predicted model, not a curated record. Bases 281 to 964 code for a protein of 227 amino acids. NCBI's taxonomy places the organism in Eukaryota, Metazoa, Arthropoda, Malacostraca, Decapoda, Portunidae. The transcript is spliced from 9 exons.
AGCUCAAGAUCAGCAGUGGGAGAUAAUCAUCAUCAGCAUCAGGCCAGUUCGUGUAUAUUCUGUAUGAUGUAAUAACCCGGCAAUACUACCAAGGCAUACACGUGAAACAUCCAGUGACAAGAAGCAAUAAGUGAGGCAAUCUAUUUUUAAAAGAGUGUAUAAGGCGGGAAUACUGAGCUUUAAUAUAUAAAUCCUGCAGAAGGGAGAUCGUGGAGAGAGCGAAGCAGGUGACACCGGUGACAGAAACUAAACUAUAACACUGCCGCCUGUCCCUCGAGUCAUGGAGGCGAGACGCGGUCCUGCAGACACUGAGCCCCUCCCAGCCAGCCCCGCCAAGCCCUGCAGGACCUGUGUAGACUUCAGGUCGUGGAUGAAGAGUCAGCGGGCCCGGGGAGAGGAGGAAGCCAGGCCGGGUAAGACUAAUGGUACCACAGAGGAUGGAGCAGCAACAGCAACACUGGCAGCAGCAGCAGCAACAGCAUCAGGAGCAGUGGCAGCAACAGCAUCAGGUAGCUCAACAUGUCAGGGGUCACAGGCAAACAGCACCUCAUCUUCCACUAGUCCUCAAAAGAAUGAUGUUCAAGAUGAGGGGGAUCCACCACUCUGGGGAGAUGCAGCAAAAUACGGAUGCCCAGCAGACAGUUUGGCACUGGGACAUGGCACUUGGCGGCUCCUGCACACCAUGGCAGCUUACUACCCCAACCAGCCUUCCUCCCAGCAGCAGCAAGACAUGCGUUCCUUCAUCACACUCUUCUCCAAGUUCUACCCAUGUCCACCAUGUGCAGAGGACUUCAGGGAAUGGCUGAAGACUAACACCCCUAAAGUGGAGUCCCGCAGCAGCCUCUCCCAGUGGUUCUGUGAGGCCCACAAUGAGGUCAACAGGAAGCUGGAGAAGCCACUCUUUGACUGCAGACGUGUCAACGAGCGGUGGCUUGACGGCUGGGUGGACGGCUCGUGUGACUGAAUGAGACCGAGGAAUUAGUAAAAAGACGAGUGACCAGUCAUGCUGCCAGCCGAGUUCUCCAGCAGCAACAAGGCGGCCGUGGCGGUGAUCGAGUCAGCUCGAAGCAUUUUUGCUGAUAUUGGUGUUGAGGUUGUGUGGGCAAUGAGGAGUAACAAUGCUCCCAAGAAUGCCCCACCCUUUCUCCUCCAUGCCACACCCACCAGUGACCCACCCACCACCACCCUGUGGAGACGAGGAUCUCCAGGUACACGUAAGGGAGGUCACCAUGGUGGCUCUGCAGCAGGUCAUGAAUGCUGGGGACAGCAGGUCAGGGUAGCUGGCCAACGGCAUGUCAUUGAAAACCUGGACCUGUCCAGGCUGAAGGACAUGCAGUGGCAGCGACACAGACUCAGGAGCAGUACAUCCUGCAGGACUGGGCCAUGAGGCCACUGAAGGAUGAUGCCUCAUUCUGCAGGAAGAGAGUGGCUUGUGCCAAGGUGACACCACCCUCUACCUCACCUGCAACACCCUCUCAUCCCAGCUUCACCUAACAGCCAUCAGUCAUCUGCUGCCUUGCAUAUAAUACAAUUUUAAUAUAACCUUCUGUCUUCUGUAUCUUGAAGUGUGUAAAAAAAAAAUUAGUUGUAUACUUUUUGUCCUUGAGAAAAAAAUAAAAUAAAAAGUUGAUAUGGUUGGUCAGCAGUGAAGGAACGACCUAUGACCUAAAAAACUGUGAAGGAACGAUGACCUAUGACCUAAAAAAUAGACUUACCUAUUUUGUUUACCUAUGACCUACCUACAAAAUAGACUAAGUUUAAGAUGCAAUUUCCACAUAGAGGUCCCAUCCCUCCCCGAGGCAGGGGAGGGUCAGGGUGUCCAUAGAAUUCUGACCCUCCCUGACUAAAGGGAGGGAUGUGCCCUCUAUGUGCAAAUCACAGCUUAAACUUAAGACUCUGACCAGGUCAGUCAUCCUUCCUUCACUGCUGGGGGGAAAUUGAAAUCAACCACAUCAACUCUUUUUAUGAGCUUAACAAUUGUAAGGCAGAUUACAAUGAAAUUUUUAUUCUUUCAAGAUGACAAGCAAUUUCUGAAGUUUGUACACAUCUUUCCAUGGAGAAAAAAGGAUGCCGGAAUUGAGAGGUCUUCCUAGCCUCAGGACAGCACUAGACCAUCUCCCACAAGUGCUGGGCUGAUGUGUAGCUCAGGUUCUGCAACAUUCUCCAAAGGCCACCCACUUCUCUCCACUUCUAUCAGGACUCCACUUGUACUUUGAAGACACAGUGUUGACAGAGCUGAACAGAGCUGGGCCCUCUUCAUUCUAUGAUGACCCAAUUCAGUCAUAAUACUUCACUUGAGGACAGCUGACUGGCACCAGGGUUCAUCCUCCACUCCAUCCAUGACGACUGAAGACCCAAUUCUGCCGAGACUCCGUUGGGUUGACUGGCACCAGGGUUCUCCAUCCAAUCCAUCUCCUUCAACACAGCUUCAACUCCCACCAGUCCAUUGCUCUCCACUCCUGCACUGAUCACCUGCUGGUCCCUCCUGGCUUCCUAGGCUUCAAGGGACUGGUGGGCAGGGCUGCAGCAUGAAUCAGCUGUCAAGGCAGGAGUGAAGUGGUGGCCUGAACUUUCUUGCAUCAAGGCAGCAGGCAGUCUUUCACUCUCCUGCAUAAAUCCUGCAAGUGAAUAGUUCUUUGUGAUACACUCUGGAUAAUCUUCUGUAGCUACAGAACCUAUACAUGAUCAAAACAUUUUUUUUUUUUUUUUUCAUGUACGAGGGACACUGGUCAAGGGCAACAAAGAUCCAAUAAAUAAAAAAAAAAGCCCACCGAGAUGCUAGUCCCAGAAAAGGAUCCAAAGCGAUAGUAAAAAACUGAAGUUUAAGUGUCUUGAAACCUCCCUCUUGAAGGAAUUCAAGUCAUAGGAAGGUGGAAAUACUGAAGCAGGCAAAGAGUUCCAAAGUUUACCAGAGAAAGGUAUGAACAAUUGAGAAUACUGCAUUAGAGAGGUGGACAGAAUAGGGGAGGAGGGGAGACGUGCAGUUAGCAAGAUCAGAAGAGCAGUUAGCAUGAAAAUAGCAGUAGAAGACAGCAAGAGAUGCAACACUGUCUUCAACCUCUCUCAUCGCCACAGUGUUGCAUCUCUAGCCGUCUUCUACUGCUAUGAACGAGGUUGUCUUAGGCACAGUCCAAGGGAACAAGUUGUGGAUGGUUACACAGCACACAAGCAGAAUGAAGGAAAGAGGCAUAAAGAGCUUCACAAAUAAGGACAAAGGAGGAGGAUCUAACUAAAUAAGGUUACUUUCAUGAGGAGGGGGAGUGAUGACAGCAAGUUGUAAGUGGUCAGGAGUUUUCUUAUGUAGAUCUACUGGCCUUCUGCAGUCUUUCUAUUUUCUUCAUUCUUAUCAGUGUCUCCUGCAUUGUUUUCUUUCACUAUUUCAUGAGAGCUACUGUGUAUUAAUUAAUAUUUUAUGGCUUAACUUUUCUUAUCAGUGUCUCCUGCAUUGCUUUCUUUCACUAUUUCAUGAAAGCUACUGUGUAUUAAUUAAUAUUUUGUGGUUUAACUUUCAUGUUUUCACCAUGUUCAAAUUGGCUCAUUGGUUGUCAACACUAAAUAUAUUUCCAUGAUAUUUU